AGAGAUUUGACAAGUUCAGUCGGUGUCCAAGCCAGUAGCAGAAUGCUCACCGAACUACUCCUGACGAUCUGCUCGGCGGCGUUCCUAUAUCUCUCGUACAGAUAUGCCGUCGGUCGGCCAGUCGGCUUUCCGCCGGGUCCGCCGCGAAUCCCCUUCUUCGGUAGCUACCUCUUCCUGCUGCUGAUCAACUACAAGUACCUGCACAAGGCCGCCCUCGCCCUGACCAGGUGGUACAAGUCGGACAUCAUUGGCCUCCACGUUGGAAAGUUUCCCGUGGCCGUGGUCCACAGUGGCGAGGGCGUGCGCGAGGUCCUCAACAAUCAAGUCUUCGACGGCCGUCCCGGUAUCUUCCUCGCGGCCAUGCGCGACCCCGGCGACGAAGUUCGCGGAAUCUUCUUCCAGGAGGGUGCGCUCUGGAAGGAGCAGCGACGCUUCAUUCUGCGGUACCUGCGAGACUUUGGCUUCGGCCGGCGCUUUGACGAACUGGAGCUGGUCAUCAAGGAGCAGAUCACGGACAUGCUGGACAUGAUCCGAAACGGACCGAAAUACCCGCACGAGCACCAUCUGGUGAAGCCGGGCGGCUACAGGGUGCAGCUGCCGCUGCUCUUCAAUCCCUUUUCGGUGAACUGUCACUUCCACAUUGUGUACAACGAGCGCCAGUCGCGUGAGGACAUGGCCGGACUGGUGCGCCUGGUCCAAAUGGGAAUGCAGUUCCAGCGCCACGCCGACGACUACGGCAGGCUGCUGAGCAUCAUGCCAUGGAUCCGGCACGUCUGGCCCGAGUGGAGUGGCUACAAGAAGCUCAACGAAUCGAACCAGUUCAUGCGCCAGUACUUCGCGGAGAUCGUGGACCGCCACAUCGAGACCUACGAGGAGGGCAGCGAGCGCAACUUCAUUGAUCUGUACAUCAGCGAGAUGAAGAGCUGCCCCGGAUACGGCUUCAACCGGGACCAGUUCAUCAUGGGCCUCCUCGACUUCUCCAUCCCAGCCUUCACCGCUGUCGGCGUACAGCUGUCCCUGCUCAUCCAGUACCUGAUGCUGUACCCCUCGGUAAUGGAGCGUAUCCAGCAGGAGAUCGAAGAGGUCGUGGGCUGCGGCCGCCUGCCCACGCUUGAGGAUCGGAAGAACAUGCACUACACUGAGGCCACCAUCCGCGAGAGCAUGCGCAUCGAGACACUGGUGCCCUCCGAUGUGCCGCACAAGGCCCUGGCCGACACUGAGCUCUUGGGCUAUCACAUACCCAAGGAUACCAUUGUGGUGCCCAGUCUCUAUGCCUAUCACUCGGAUGCGCGAGUCUGGUCGGAUCCGGAGCAGUUCCGUCCCGAGCGCUUCCUGGACGACCAAGGCGAGCUCUGCCUCCAGCUGGACGUGUCCUUCCCGUUUGGGGCGGGAAAGCGGCUCUGCGCGGGCGAGACCUUCGCACGGAACAUGCUCUUCCUCAUGACGGCGGCCAUGUGCCAGAACUUCAACUAUGUCCUGGCGCCGGGCGACCAACUGCCCGAUUUGUCCAAGAACCAGAAUGGGCUAAUAAUCACUCCGCCCGAUUUCUGGGUGCAGCUGGAGAACCGCAGAUGUGGGUGAUAAAGAAUAGCUUUAAGACAGCCCACACUAAUUAUUUUAUAACGAACAAUAGGUGUACAUGUGGUUUGAUUUGUGA
This is a messenger RNA of Drosophila miranda, 1657 nucleotides long. RefSeq names its product probable cytochrome P450 304a1 (gene Cyp304a1). NCBI's taxonomy places the organism in Eukaryota, Metazoa, Arthropoda, Insecta, Diptera, Drosophilidae. Gene Ontology annotation, molecular function: iron ion binding; heme binding; oxidoreductase activity, acting on paired donors, with incorporation or reduction of molecular oxygen. Bases 43 to 1581 code for a protein of 512 amino acids. The record is from RefSeq and is a predicted model, not a curated record. The transcript has 4 exons.